CCGCCUCCCGCUCUCCUUGUCUCCUCCAUCCUACUCUUCUGCCCCGACGCUGGCCUCGUCGCCCACAAUGCGGCUCGCCAACCUCCUCCGCCUGCCCUCCUCGCUCCUCCUCGCGUCCCUCACCCUCGCCAUCGCGGCCCUUCCGGUCAGCUCGGACGAGGUCGAGCUGCUCGUGCUCACGCCCGACGACUUCGACAAGACGGUCGCCAGCGGCGUCUGGUUCGUCGAGCACUUCUCGCCGUAUUGCGGCCACUGCCGCAACUUCAUGCCCACAUGGAAGAACAUCGUCCAGGAGAUCGCGAACAUGUCCGACCCGGGCAUCCACCUCGCGCAAGUGAACUGUGCCGUCCACGGCGACCUGUGCAAAGCAAACGGCGUCGACGGCUACCCCCAGAUGAACCUCUACCGCGACGGCAAGUUCGUCGAAACAUACCGCGAGGCAAGGUCCCACGAACUUGUCACGUCGUAUCUGUCCAAGCACGCCGAGCCGACAUCCCUGCCUGCCCUGCCAGAGACCACCGAGGCCCCGGUCGUUACCGCUGUACCUGAGCCUGGGCCCCAACUCAAGGUGCAGGAGCACAGGGAAGCAUACAAGUCGGCUGUCCCUGCGAAAGACCUCAACCCGGAUGGGAAGGUGCUGGUUCUUGAUGACAAGACUUUCCAAAGCGCGGUGGAUGAGGGGCAUUUAUUCGUCAAGUUCUAUGCGCCAUGGUGUGGACACUGCAAGAAGCUAGCACCAAUAUGGGCUCAGCUCGCAGAGCAGUUGCAGCACAAAUUGACCAUCGCGGAAGUCAACUGCGAAGCGUACGAUUCAUUGUGCCGAGCAGAGGGCGUCCCGGGCUUCCCGCAGCUUGUCUACUACGGCGGCAAGGACGCAGGAAAGGUCGAGUACACUAGCGGCCGCAAGCUCGAUCAGCUGAAAGCAUUUGCGGAGAAGGUGUCUGGACCGCCGAUCCAGGAGCUGUAUUACGAGGACCUCAGCGCACGUAUCGCAGAGUACCCUGCGAUGUAUCUUUUGCUUCACCCAUACUCCGACAAGGAUAUCAGCGAUGUCGUGGAGGCUGCCCAGGCUCUGUUCGGCUCUCCCCCGGUCUUCACAUCGGCCUCGCCCCAGUUGUUCGAGCACUUCAAUGUGCAGUCCGACUCUGCCGUGGUCCUCGCGCUGAAGGACCAUGACGCUAUACCCGCCGCUGUCUACCGGCUCCCCGCAACUCGGUCUGCCAACGACAAGGAUGCUCUCGUGAACUGGUUGCUCAAGAACCGCCUCCCGACGAGCAUGGAGCUCGACUCGGAUACCUUCCAAGACGUCAUGAACGCGCCGCACAAACCGCUUGUCGUCCUCGCCGCCGCGCCCGCUGCGGAGCUCCAGGCGACGGCCGCCGAAGUCCAGCGCAUCGCGCGGCAGUGGCGCAACGCGAAGAGCGGUGCCGGCGUCACAUUCGUCUGGAUGGACGCAGGCAAGUGGGGCAAGUGGCUCAAGAGCAUGUAUGGCGUCAAGCCCGACAACGGCCCGCAGGUCGUCGUAGCGGACCAUUCGCGUCUAGUGUACUAUGAUGUGGACCAGUAUGGCGAGAAGAUUCAGCUCACGACCACGAGCGUCUUCUCUGCUGUCCAAGGCGCACAGGCGGCGACGAUCGCUUACAAGCACUCGGAGAACAUCGUUGAGCGUUUGGCACGGUAUCUCAAUAAUAAACUGACGUCCAUCGAGUCGUUUGUGCUGCUCUACCCAUGGCGCACACUGUCCUUUGUUGUGCUCGGAAUCCUCGUUGUGUUUUUCAUUGCGCGAAGAAUUUUGAGUUCAGACUUCGAGGCAGGUCAUGGUGCAUACCGCAAGUCGGACAGGUUAGAUUAGCAUAUAUCUAUCGCCGUUGUGAUGUCCUCAUGUUCUAGGGUAAUCCGUAGUACUUUUUGUCCGUAUUAACCGGGUGGUACAGUAAGCGCAUACUUUGACUAUGCUACAAUGGAUGGAUGCAACGGCAGAUGCAGGCUACACACUCAACCCCAAUACAAGCUCUCAUGUGGGCCGGGCAGCAGCUCACUCGGAACCAGCCCAAGGGGAGACCGAAUCGUCAAGGAGAAUCCCGUUGAUGCGAUUCCACACAGCGGGA
Rhodofomes roseus is the source of this 2108-nucleotide messenger RNA. RefSeq names its product thioredoxin-domain-containing protein. Lineage: Eukaryota; Fungi; Basidiomycota; Agaricomycetes; Polyporales; Fomitopsidaceae. The record is from RefSeq and is a predicted model, not a curated record. Gene Ontology annotation, cellular component: endoplasmic reticulum. Gene Ontology annotation, molecular function: protein disulfide isomerase activity. The transcript has 9 exons. The coding region runs from base 68 to 1852 and encodes 594 amino acids.